AUGAGUGUUUCGUCUGAAAAACAAGGUUUGAAUCAAGAAUAUUCUUUAUGCAUGCCUAAAGAUUUCGAACGUUCAAGAAAUCUUCUCCAACAAGUUUAUGAAAAACAAGUUGUACUUGAGUAUAUUUUUACUCGAGGUAUUACAGCGUAUGGAGGCAUUCGAGUGAAUAAUCGUGGAUUUCACAAAGAAGUUUCUGUGAAAUAUUCAAUCGAUCAAUGGAAGACUGCUUCUUUUAAACUAACUAUAACAAACGAUGAAUUAUUAUUAAUGUUGUCAACAAAAGAUUCCACAUCAUCGAUCUUACCUAUGAGCAUUUCAUUUGCUAUUUGUUAUGUCGUUCAUGAACACAACUUUUGGGAUAAUAAUUAUUCUCUGGAUUACAUACUUGAAAUAGAAGAAAAUACAGAAAAACGAAGUAAAUCCAUUCUACUGGACGAUGCAUUUCGAGUGCAAAUUGCAAAAGACUAUCGAGCAAUAUCUCAUGGAUCUGACCAAGCAGGAAUCGUAUGUGGAUUAAAAAACCUUGGUGGAACAUGUUUUAUGAAUUCUGUUUUGCAAUCCUUAUUAUUUACUUCACCAUUAACAAGUUACUUCUUAUUAAAUGAAGAUAUGAAAAAUAUUUCAGUUUCAAAUGAAAUCAUAGUUAAUGAAUAUUUGAAUUUAAUAUAUUUAUUAUUUUGUAAGAAAUAUGCUGUUAUUAUACCGGUGCCGUUCAAACAAAUCAUUGGUCAUAUGCAAGAUAUUUAUUUCGAAAAUCAGCAGCAGGAUGCACAUGAAUUUCUGUUAUUUUUACUUGAUUAUUUACAUGAAGAUUUAAUUAGAAUAAAAUCGACUUCCAUCAUUGUCGACUUAUUUCACGGUACUUAUAAAUCAACGACAACAUGCAUAGAUUGUGAGCAUUUUUCGAUUAACUUUGAAACAUUUGUGUGUCUUACUCUUCCGAUACCAUUGACAAGUCGAUGUACAUUGGAAGAUUGUCUUCAGCAUCUCUAUGAAGAUGAAUAUUUAGCUGACGAUUCAAGAUGGUUUUGCUCCGAAUGUCAACGUCUUUGUAAUGGAAAAAAACGAUUAGAAAUUUAUAAACUACCGAAAAUAUUAAUCAUUCAACUUAAACGAUUUCAAUUAAAUCAUGAGUUCAAUUGGAUUAAAAAUGAUACACUUGUCCUCUAUCCUGCAGAUAAUCUUAGUUUACAGCAAAGCUGUCCUUCGUCGUCUUCUCAACAAGCACUUUAUACACUUUAUUCCGUGAUUAGCCAUCAGGGUUCAUUAAAUGAUGGACAUUAUACAACAUUUUGUCGAGAUAAUGAACAGCUGCAAUGGUUCGAAUGUGAUGAUGAAAAAAUAAAAUAUUUCAAUUCAGAUAAAUUAGAUUCAAAUUCAAAUGCAUAUCUUUUAUUUUAUAUAAUGAAAAAUGCGACAUAG
Messenger RNA from Rotaria socialis, 1422 nucleotides. The record is from the annotation of a GenBank genome assembly. Lineage: Eukaryota; Metazoa; Rotifera; Eurotatoria; Philodinida; Philodinidae.